GAGUAUAUGAUUUAUUGUUGAUGAUGCGUUAAUGGUAGAAAGGUUUCAAUAAGUGAAAAAUUUUUGCUGCUAAAAAGCAACGAUUACGACGCGCUGUGAAAAAUAUACUUACUUAACGGUCGAGGUGAGAGGCGAGGGGUAAUUUUUUUCGAAACGAUUGCCGCUAUUAAGAACAGAAUGGUAUGGUAGGCCGGAGCGGAGCGGCGGUGCGCAUGUGUAAACCGGUGCGGUGCGGUGCGUCAGCGUCAUCGUCAUCGUCAUCGUCAUCGUCAUGACCACAAGAAAGACGACCAGCGAGUCAGCGACAGCCAAAGCCAAAGCCAUAGCCAAAGCUGAAAGCCGUUACAAUCUUGUACGACUCGUACUCGUACAUACAAGUCUGCUCGACGUCGACGUCGACGUCGACGAGGCGUACGUAAACGUAACACGUAACGCCCCAACGCCCCGUAAGCCGUUCGGUGCGUCGCUCGGCUGAUCCGUGGUCCGCGGUCCGCGGUCCGCGUCCGUGUUCGAGUUCGACUUCGUGUUCGUGUUCGUGUUCGUAUUCGCGUUCGCGUUCGCGUUAAUGUGUAAAAAACGUACCGUAAUAUCGAGAUUCGAGAAUCAGUGUGUCGGCGUUCCUCGUGCCCUACUCUCCAGUACUCGAGGUGCCCGUUUCGGUGUGCCCAAAAAUUCGUAGAAUAGCGCGCGCGAUACUUUUUACGAUUUUCUUCGUCUUCGUAGUCGUAGUCGUUUACACGCGAAUAUACUUACUUCGGUAUAGUUUUUUUUUUCGCGCUUACUUGCCGUAUUUUUGCCCAAGUUUUUUUUUUGUUUCGCCAUCAAUUAAUGAAAAAAUAACACGUUCGUUCGUUUAGGUAUCUACGUACCUAUUUUUUUAUAAUUCGUAUUAUUCGCACGUGUUCGACGACAAUUGUUGCAAAUCUCGCGAAUCGGUUCAUUUUACAAAGUGAUCAUUCCGCAAUCUCGGUCCACGUACGAUACCUAACGUAGUGCAUGUGCAUGUGCAUGUGCAUAUGUGCACCACAGUGCACUCCUUUCAUCUGCCAAAACUCCAAAACUACGCGUAGGUACGCGUCCGGUACCUAUGAUCGCCGAUUUCGGAUAUCCAGCUGCGAUGCCAUCAACAUUCGACGCUGCGUUUUCAUCGAUAUCGCUUUUGUAUGAAGAAUCCUGCACGUGUAUCGCAGCAAGCAAACGACGAUUCCGCGAUGCAGAGGUACGUCAAUCGUAACGACAAAUUAAUCGCCAUUUCGUAGAACAAGAAGCGAAUAAGAAGACAACGACGGAGUGGAGAAAGAGGAAGAAGAAGAAGAGGAAGAAAGGGAACCGGCGCGUCGAGUUAAGGGUGAUGGCUGAUGGCGUGAAAUUUGCUGGCGACGACGUUGGCGAUGGUGGCCAUGGCCGGUACCGAUACUCGCAGCCGUAACUGGUUCGGCAUCUUCGACGUCGGCGUCGGCGGCGUCGGCUGCGGCAGUGAUUUCGCGCGAGUGGCGGCGGUGGCGGCGAUGCUGUGGUGCGCCAGCAGUAUACGCAUCCGUUCUAUCGUCAAGUGUCGCGAUUGUUCCAUUUCGAAUAUUCUAGUAUUUUACGGUAAUAAGCCGCGUCUGAAAAGCGCGGCUAACGUGUUGUCGUUAUUUUUUAUAUACGCGUUAAUCGGCGGUUCGUGCGCCACUGCGGCCGCCGCUGCCGCUGGCGGUGGCGGUUCGCAUCGCAAAGUACGUAUCACGGUUAUUGCUCCUGAAAAAGCUAGUCAAGAUGAAGAAACACUCGGCGCCAUUUUACCGGCUGUCGAUCUGGCCAUUAAAGCCGUCGCUAAUCCGCUCUCUGGUCGCUUAGCCGGCUACCAAAUCGAGCAUCGCUACCGUAAUUCCAAUUGUUCGCCUACCUACGGACCGCUGGCUGCCAUCGAAUUGCAUAACAUGUCCGAUGUAUUCUUGGGACCGGUAUGCGAUUACGUGAUAGCUCCUGUCGCCAGAUACUCGGGCGUAUGGAACAUACCGGUGAUGACGUCGGGCGCCCAGGUAGACAUAUUCUCGUUCAAGCCGGAUUUUCCCACCUUGACUCGUAUGAUGGGUUCUUAUCGACUGGUUGGCGAAGCUUUGCGUUACAUAUUGAACCAGUUCAGUUGGAACGUGGCCGGAAUAUUAUACUUCAACCACGGCUUGGAUUCGCCUUUGGGACACGCCAAGUGCCAUUUCACCAUGUCGGCCGUAUUCAAAACGUUGAGCCAGAAACCGUUCCAUCACAGUUUCAACGAAAGUGCCGAUGCCAACGAGUACAAACGAUUGUUGCAAGAAGUAGCCAAAACCGCUCGAAUUGUGGUCGUCUGUGCCAAAGUGUCCAUGGUUAGAGAAAUUUUACUAGCCGCAGAAGAACUGAAUAUGAUAGACAGCGGAGAGUUUGUGUUUUUCAGCAUCGAAUUAUACAGCAGUUUGGAUCACAGUUCGCUUACGCCGUGGUACGUCAAGAAUGAUACCUAUGAAAGAAACGAACGGGCUAAAAAAGCGUAUUCGGCGUUGCUAAUCGUGACGGCCAGAACGCCCAAUAACGAAGAAUACAAAAAUUUCUCUUCAGACGUUAAAAAUCUGGCGAUGAUAAAGUACGGUCACAAGUUCGGCAACGACUCGGACUCGGUUUCCACGCACAUCACAGCUUUCUACGAUGCGGUCUUAUUGUACGCUCUGGCAUUGAACGAAACCCUCGAACACGGCGGACUGCAAUCCAACGGUCUCGAGAUCAGCAGAAGAAUGUGGAAUCGAACGUUCGAAGGUAUCACCGGUAACGUUUACAUCGACGAAAAUGGCGAUCGAAUUGCCGAUUAUUCUUUGCUCGAUAUGAAUCCGAAAACCAGCGAAUUCCGAAUUGUGGCCCAUUACAUCGGAGUGAAUCAGUCUUUGGAGUACUUGAGCGGCGUUAAAAUCCAUUGGGCGGGAGGCCGUACUGAACCGCCACCCGACACGCCACCUUGCGGAUUUGAUAAUUCGCUCUGCAUUCAAUCUACGUCUUCUAUAUAUGCCGCCUUAAGUAUCGUGCUUUUCUCUGUUGUGGUGGUCUUGUGCAUCGUGUCGGUUUUCACAUUCAGGCAUUACAAGCUGGAAGCUGAAAUCGCGUCUAUGACGUGGAAAAUUCACCCGAAAGAGAUCGUCCGAGUACCACCUGGUGGAAAGUUUCGAGGCAGCGUGUACAGCUUGGGCAGAAGAAAUAGUCAAAUCACGGUGGCAUCGGAAGACGCGAUGAGCUUGUACGACGGUCGGCAACAAUUCAUUCAGACGGCGUUUUACAAGGGCAACAAGGUGGCGGUGAAAAAUUUGAACAAAUCACGAGUCGAGUUGACGCGGUCUGUUUUAUUGGAACUGAAAAGAAUGAAAGACUUGCACCAUGACCACUUGGCGCGAUUCUACGGAGCUUGCUUGGACCCGCCGCACUGCUGCUUUCUAACCGAAUACUGCCCGAAAGGAAGUUUGCAGGACAUUUUGGAAAACGAACAAAUAAAAUUAGACUGGAUGUUUCGAUACAGUUUGAUGCACGAUAUCGUAAAGGGCAUGUGUUACUUACACAGCAGCGACAUAAAAUCUCACGGAGGUUUAAAGUCGUCCAAUUGCGUCGUAGAUAGCAGAUUUGUGCUGAAAAUAACCGAUUUCGGCCUGAGAAGUGUGAGAACGGACGCCGAAAGUUCCAGUAAUGGCAGCAAUUCGUACGCGUAUUGGAGACGUUUACUGUGGACAGCGCCCGAAUUGCUGAGAAUGAGAAUCGUGCCGCCAGAGGGUACUCCGAAGGGAGAUGUAUAUUCGUUCGCCAUUAUCGUACACGAAAUCGUCACCAGACAAGGACCUUUUUAUUUGGGAGAGAGUUCUCAGCUAGGCCCUCAAGAAAUUAUCGACGGAGUAAGAAGCAGCCAGAAAUGUCUCAGACCCAACACCAACGAAUUGAGUUGCGAAGAAGAAGUCGGCAACUUGAUGAAGAAAUGUUGGACAGAGGACCCCGCUGAUAGACCUGAUUUCACCACACUCAAAGCCGCCAUAAGAAAAUUGAACAAGGAUUACGAGAGCAACAAUAUACUCGAUAAUUUGCUGUCUCGCAUGGAACAAUAUGCCAACAAUUUAGAAGCCUUGGUCGAAGAGAGGACGGCAGAUUAUUUGGAAGAGAAAAGAAAAUGCGAAGAAUUAUUGUACCAACUUUUACCAAAGUCUGUUGCCAGUCAGCUCAUCUUGGGCCAGUCUGUUGUGGCUGAAACGUACGACAGUGUGACAAUUUAUUUCAGCGAUAUAGUUGGUUUUACCUCUUUAAGUGCCGAGAGCACGCCGCUCCAAGUAGUCGAAUUACUCAAUGAUCUCUACACGUGUUUUGAUUCGAUUAUUGAAAACUUCGACGUCUAUAAGGUUGAAACUAUCGGCGAUGCGUACAUGGUUGUGUCUGGAUUACCCGUUCGAAAUGGUAACUCGCACGCUAGAGAAAUUGCUAGAAUGUCUUUAGCAUUGUUGAAUACGGUCGUUACCUUUACAAUACGCCAUAGGCCGGAUGAUAAAUUAAAAUUGAGAAUAGGAAUUCACACGGGGCCAUGCGUUGCCGGAGUUGUCGGAUUAAAAAUGCCUCGAUAUUGUUUAUUUGGCGAUACUGUAAACACCGCGUCCAGAAUGGAGUCUAAUGGAGAAGCGCUGAAAAUUCACGUAAGUCCGCAGACAAAAGAAGUAUUGGACACUUUUGGUACAUUCGAGGUGCAGCUUCGAGGCGAAGUCGAAAUGAAGGGUAAAGGAAAAAUUACCACGUAUUGGUUGCUGGGUGAAAAAACGCCUAUUACCACUUCCAUACUCAUAUCUACAUCCGAUUCUGCUGUCAGCGCUACGGCUAGUGUGAUUGCUUCCUCGAAUAAUGUGAUCGCCAAUAGCAUCAGACACGCGUCCAGCAAUAUAUCGUCGUCGGUGAGCGAAAAGUCACUCAACAACAAUAGGUCUAUUUCAAAUCAUAACAUAACUUCUCUGACCCCUUUGUUGCAAGAAGACGUUGGCUAACUUACUCUCUAACCAAGUCACUGUGCCACUGUGCCCAUCCCAUCGACCCUCGGUCCCUCAUUUUCUCUGUACCUAUAUCAACAACUCUUACCUACGAGUAUCUUUUUCAUCAUUUUUUUAAGGAUUCCUCUUUGUUGUUUCUUUUUAUUACUCUUAUUAUUACGUAUUACGUACUACGUACUACGUACUACGUAUUACCUAUUAUUUUUAUUGCUCCGUUUCCCGGCGACUAUGUUUUUUUGUUUAUGUCUUGUAUUAUAUUACGUAUAGGUAAUCGUUAUUCGUUUUGUUCAAUGUUAUAAGUCGUAACUUAUUGUACUCGUAUGUACCUACCUCUAGACCUACUGUGGUGUACAUACACAUACGUAUUCGUCGUGAAAUGUACGUACGGGCACGGGCACGGGCACGGGCCCAUCUUUUUUGCAUACCCGGCCUCUGUCUACCUGUAGUGCACGUACCUCUACCUACCAAGGCACAUGCACACAUUUCAUAUGAGUAUGUACUCGUAUGUACUUUGGUAGCCUACUGUAUCUCUAUCUGCGUGUUUUACAAUGAGUAAAUUACCUUACGAUAUCAACUCCCAAAAGGAAACUCCUUCGCUUAUACCUACCUACCUACUUUACCUGGCUACCUACGAGUAUACAUAUAAGUGUAGGUGAGCUGGUGAGGGUAUAACUUCCCUAAUGUCCGGAAACGACGACCUACCUAAAUGUGUUUACCGUGCUACUCGUAUUAAUUGUAUGAUUUUCAUGACAUACCUACCUACCUACCUACCGAAUUGUAAAUUGAAAAAGUACUUGAGAAAUUUUCUGGGCUGAACGUUGAAAACGUACGUUCGUUCGGUUAUACAGGUACAGGUACGGGUACGCGUACGCGUACGCGUACAUUACCAUACGCGGUGUAGGUGUACCUAUAGUAAGUAGGUUACUUCUCCUACGUACAUACUCGUGUUAGAGGCGCGCCGUUUACCUCUCCCCCCCCCCCCCCCCCCGACAGAGAAAUGUUGGCAAAAAGUUGGGAAGAAAAGACCGCUGGUUUUUACUUUUUAAAUUACGCAUUUUCAAAACCUUUCCCUAAUUUACUUUUCACGUCAAAAAUAAUGUUGUAGGUACUCGACUACUCGUAGGUCCUAUUUCGCCGCCGAAAAUUCGGAAACAAUUUCGGAUUCUUGCCAAAAUUGGUUCUUUUUGAAAAUGUAAAAAAUUAUACCUAUCCUGAAGAAAAAUGAAGAAUUGUCAAUUUUCGAAUAGCGAAAAAAGGUGCAAAAAUUCGUUUAAAAAUACCAAAAAGCACGAAAUUUUGGCCUCGUAACUUCUUACACUAAAAUUAAUUUUUUGUGCCUAGUAAAUUGUUAGUUUUCUAAAACUUUCGCCCUCGUUUCAUGCGGGCAAAAUCGAAAAUUUUCCAAAAAUUAAGUACGUUCUGUCCUCUUUUUUACAAUUACGGUGUCUAAAAAACAAAAAAUUGAUAGGUAACAAGAAAAAAGGCGCGAAUUUUUUAUUUUGAAUUUCAGUAAGAUCAACCUCGCGAUAGAACAAUUCGAAUAUUUUGUAAUAAAUAGUCGAGCAUCGUUUUUGAAAAUUUCAAAUUAUUCGACACUUUUUUUGUUCAACUUCCCCUUUCAAAAUUUGUUCGAACCGUACGUGGCUGGGUAUUAUUAGCUGGGAAAAUCCGGGAGGGGGGAUGUGGGGUAAAAAAUGGAAAAAUUUUCAAUGUCACUCCGUUCUUCCCCCACCCCCGACACAUUACUUCGUCACGCCUCUGACUCGUAUAUGCGCAUCUUAACAAUAAGCAAAUUUAAAGGUAUUACUUAAAGGCUGUGCGUGUAAUAAUAUAAUAUUAUUAUUAUUAUUAUCAUUAAUUUGCUGUAUUCGUGUAAAAUAUGAUUGUACCAUUUUAAAUUUUUAUUACCUCCUCGGAUAUAUUUUUCGUUAUUCGUGUGUACCUACAUACCUACCUACCUACCUACCUACUUGUAUUAAUUAAGUACGAUGUGUAUGUAAUAUUGUGUGAUGUGUGUUUAUUUAAAAAUUAUAAAGUCUC
This is a messenger RNA of Planococcus citri (citrus mealybug), 7055 nucleotides long. Its product is annotated as atrial natriuretic peptide receptor 1-like. Lineage: Eukaryota; Metazoa; Arthropoda; Insecta; Hemiptera; Pseudococcidae. Gene Ontology annotation, cellular component: plasma membrane. Gene Ontology annotation, biological process: receptor guanylyl cyclase signaling pathway; intracellular signal transduction; cGMP biosynthetic process. The coding region runs from base 1392 to 5012 and encodes 1206 amino acids. The record is from RefSeq and is a predicted model, not a curated record. Gene Ontology annotation, molecular function: peptide receptor activity; ATP binding; adenylate cyclase activity. The transcript has 23 exons.